Sinocyclocheilus rhinocerous is the source of this 1061-nucleotide messenger RNA. RefSeq names its product olfactomedin-4-like. The transcript is spliced from 7 exons. Bases 1 to 993 code for a protein of 330 amino acids. Lineage: Eukaryota; Metazoa; Chordata; Actinopteri; Cypriniformes; Cyprinidae. The record is from RefSeq and is a predicted model, not a curated record. Gene Ontology annotation, biological process: signal transduction.
AUGGAUCUCCUGCUGCUUGUCCUCCUGCUUGUGGCUCCUGCUCACUCCUGGCUGUCACUAGAAGAGUGGGGCUCUGGCCGUGUCGAAGGCUCCGUCGGGGAGUUUGGACAGUGUGUUUGUAAUGUGUUCCUGCCUGACACUUCAUUCCCAGCAGACCGUGUGGAGCACAUGCAGACCACCUCAAAUCAACUGUCUGUAAAGGUCAAGCUCCAGAUCAUCAAGAUCAGUAGUUUGAAGGUUCAGCUGGAAGUUCUUCUCAGCAAUCUCUCCAACCUGACAACUCGUGUGGAGAGUCUGGAGAGCGGACCGGACAAGUACAUCAAACUGGAGUUUGAGCUGCUCCGCAUUGAGCUCAGAGAGUUUGAGGCUCUGGUCACACAACUGAAAGCAUCUCUAAACUCAUCUUCACCGGCCUUCGAGAGUCUCUACAUUGAGAUUCGCAAUAUGAGUUUAAUCGUUGACCAACUGGAGAGCUACGACCGGAGCAACUUAGAAGUGAUUCGCAUCGAGUUCGCCAAACUUCAGCGGAAACUGGAGAAAUGCCAGGAUGAUAAGGAUGACUUCUCUAAUGCAGGAAUAGGGUCCUGUAAGCAUGGAGGUAUUCUCAGAAUUGGAAAGCCUGUCUAUAUAUGUGUAUAUAUAUAUAUAACCUACGCCACGGAGGAAUCGAAGGGUAAACUGGUUUUAGGGAAGAUCAAUGAAGUGUCAUUUGAAGUAGAGGAGGUUUGGCAGACCAGCAUAUACAAGCAGUCUGUCACAAACGCGUUCAUGAUUUGUGGCAUCCUUUACGCAACCAGGUCAAUAGACACUCAAACCGAGGAGAUCUUUUACACCUUUGACACCAAUAAAAACGAGGAAAGCCAUGUUAGCAUUCCCUUUGAGAAGUUCCAGGACUUUUACAUGUACCUGGACUACAAUCCCAGCGAUCAGAGACUUUACAUGUUCAACAAUGGUUACUAUGUGUAUUACAACGUGAAGUUCAACAUUGCUUAGAUGAACUACUGCUUUCAAAAAUGACUUGACAAUGUAAUCCAUUUCAUGUGGAAAUUCUUUGCAUUGCC